Didymodactylos carnosus is the source of this 573-nucleotide messenger RNA. NCBI's taxonomy places the organism in Eukaryota, Metazoa, Rotifera, Eurotatoria, Philodinida, Philodinidae. The record is from the annotation of a GenBank genome assembly.
AUGUUUCCGAGACCUCGUAGGACGUAUUGCAAUUUAGAACUUAUCGUACUUCUUUUAAAUGUAUCUGGAGUGACCGUGAAGAUUGUUUCAAGACGGAGUGCAAAAUAUGGCGGAUCUCACAUUAUAGCUGGUGUAAUACAUGUUCAGGGAUACGAUGAUGAACAUCUGUUUAAUCCAGUUAGUGCAGCAAUCGAUUCAAAAGGAAACAUGUCAUUACAUUGGUCCAAAUGGAAUUCAACCGUUAAGGGAGAAGGUGAAGAACAACAGCAAGCAUUAGAUCAUAUCAAACAAAUAUUGACCACAGAACCAGUACUACAUUUUCCGGGCGAUACUUUACCAUAUAAACUUUAUACCGACGUCUCAGAGGUUGGUAUUGGAGGUGUGUUAAAUGAUGUGGUUGAUCAGGGCGAAAAACCUGUCAUGUAUCUUUCAAGAAGUAUUAAUAAGGCGGAAAAACAUUAUGCUACAACCGAAAAAGAAUGCCUUGCAAUUGUAUGGUGUAUAAAAAGAUUACGAAAUUAUUUAUAUGAUAGAGACUUCACAGUCGUCAUUGACCACUAUCCUCUUAGUUGA